Molecule: messenger RNA, 534 nt
Organism: Kalmanozyma brasiliensis GHG001
Lineage: Eukaryota; Fungi; Basidiomycota; Ustilaginomycetes; Ustilaginales
Exons: 1
Coding region: 1-534 (177 amino acids)
Source: RefSeq, a predicted model, not a curated record
AUGCAGAUCAAGCUGCGAGACCAGUCGAUCAGCGUCAUUCAGAGAGGUACCUCCACAAUUCACACCUUUACUCGUUCGUUCACUUCCGAAGCAAGGCCCGAGUACAAGUUUCAAGCUGUGAUCGGCUCCUCAUCCGACACCGCCCACCUGGCUGAAACUGCUACGAUCAAGACAUUCCACUCGGUCCCCUACGAGUACAAUGACGCCUUUUUCGAUCAAGCAUCUUUGACCGGUGCAACUGCGGCCGAGGAUUUCGCAGAGUGUACCUCGAACGACCUGUGCAACGCUUGCCUCUGGUACGAGGUUCCAACCCACUCGGUGAUCAAGACCGUGACGAUCGCCACGACGGUCGUCGGUUUCCUAGACUUCCAUGUGCCGGCUUGGUUUGAGGCUUGUCACCCCCAGGAGGUGGCAAAACUGCGCACCAUCGCUGAGAAAGCGGCUUCCAACACCCUGGCCAGGAAGUGGAAGAGACUCGCCCAGUCCAACAAGCAAACCGCCGAGUCCGACAAGAAAGCCAUCCUCACGGAGUGA